GGAACUGCCGGGGCACUUUUGCCGUCCUGUGCGGGCUCUGGUGCUCUGGAUCUCUCCUACUUCUCUGCUGCUGCUUCAAUUUCCUAUACACCUAACUUUUUAGUAAAAGUGUAUAUUUUGCUGAGUUUUUUUGGUCUUUUUCCCCCCAGGCUGCUUUGGCGUGGUACCUAUGCCGCCAUCUUAACCGGAAGCUGGAUGUUUUUUGAUAGAGUUUCUAUUUCACUACUAAUGUUAGGAAUUGAACCCAUGGACUUGCAUCUUCUGGACAAGCAGUGUAACACAUGCCACAUAUCCUGUCAUAUGCUUUUCCAUUCUAUUGUAUGGUCAUUAAAAAAACAACAUAACUAGUCUUAUGUUCUUGUAUCACUACAGGAUGUUACAGGAAUUGGUGUCAUUUGAAGACAUAGCUGUGGACUUCACCUGGCAAGAGUGGCAGGACCUGGAUGUUGUUCAGCGAAACCUCUAUAGGGAUGUGAUGUUGGAGAACUACACCAGCCUGAUGUCGUUGGGGAACUGUCUGACCAAACCUGAUUUGAUCUUCAAGUUGGAGAAUGGACUUGCACCAUGGACUCUAAAAGAAGACUCAAUUCAGAUGUUUCCAGAAUUAAAAAGUGAGCAGAAAAUGUACUGGACAAAGACUGAUUUUAAACAAUCCCAGAACGAUUUUUAUCACAAGGUACAUCACACUUGUCAUCAAGGAACAAUUAGAGGUGAGAAGUUGUAUGAAUGUGGGACGACAACCUUGAAUUCCAAGUCAAAGCUCAGUAAGCAUCAAAGUACUCAUACAGGUGAGAUACCAGAUGAAUGUGGGCAAACUUUCAUCUCCAGGUCACAUCUCACUGUGCAUCAGAGAGCAUACACAAGUGAAAAGCCUAAUCAGUAUAAUGCAUGUGGGAGAGCUUUUCUUGCAAUGUCAGAUCUUAAAAAACGUCAGAAAAUUCCUGCAGUUGAGAAGCCAUAUGGGAAAGUCUUCAUCUUCCAGUCAGAUAUUACUGUGCAUCAGAGAACUAACCUAGGUCAAAAGUCAUUUGAAUGUACUGAAUGUGGGAAAGCUUUCCUUACCAAGUCAGCUCUUAAUAACCAUCAGAGAAUUCACACACGUGCAAAGCCAUAUGAAUGUAUUGAAUGUGGGAAAGCUUUCAUCUACAAGUCACAGCUCACUAUGCAUCAGAGGACUCACACAGGUGAAAAGCCAUAUGAAUGUACUGCAUGUGGGAAAGCUUUUAUUUCCAAGUCAGAUCUUAAUAAACAUCAGAGAACUCACACAGGUGAAAAGCCAUAUGAAUGUACUUCUUGUGUGAAAUCGUAUAUCUCCAAGUCACUUCUCACUAUACAUCAGAGAACUCACUCUGGAGAAAAGCCAUAUAAAUGUACUGCAUGUGGGAAAGCUUUCAUUUCCAAGUCAGAUCUUAAUAAGCAUCAGAGAACUCACACAGGUGAAAAGCCAUAUGAAUGUACUGAAUGUGGUAAAGCUUUUAUCUCCAAGUCACAGCUCACUAUGCAUCAAAGAACUCAUACAGGUGAAAAGCCAUACAAAUGCACUGCAUGUGGAAAAGCCUAUAUCUCCAAGUCAAUUCUCACUAUACAUCAGAGAACUCACACAGGUGAAAAGCCAUAUGCAUGCACUGAAUGUAGCAAAGCAUUUAUCUCCAAGGCACAACUCACUAUACAUCAGAAAACUCACACAGGUGAGAAGCCAUAUAAAUGCACUGAAUGUCGGAAAGCUUUUAUGUCCAAGUCACAACUCACUAAACAUCAGAGAAUUCACAUAGGUGAAAAGCCAUAUGAAUGUACUGCAUGUGGCAAAGCUUUCAUAACCAAGUCAUAUCUUAAUAAACAUCACAGAAACCACACAGGUGAAAAGCCAUAUAAAUGUGCUGAAUGUGGUAAAGGUUUCAUUUACAAAAUACAUCUCACUAUCCAUCAGAGAACUCAUACAGGUGAGAAGCCAUAUGAAUGUAUUGAAUGUGGCAAAGGCUUCAUCCGCAAGUCAUUUCUCACUAUACAUCAGAGAACUCACACAGGUGAAAAGCCAUAUGAAUGUAAUAAGUGUGGGAAAGCUUUUAAUGUUAAUUCACAGCUCAUGAAGCAUAAACCUAUUCACACAGGUGAAAAGCCACAUGAAUGUACUGCAUGUGGUAAAGCUUUCAUCUCCAAGUCACAUCUCGCUAUGCAUCAGAGAACUCACACAGGUGAAAGGCCACAUGAAUGUACUGCAUGUGGUAAAGCUUUCAUCUCCAAGUCACAUCUCGCUAGGCAUCAGAGAACUCACACAGGUGAAAGGCCACAUGAAUGUGCUGCAUGUGGUAAAGCUUUCAUCUCCAAGUCACAUCUCGCUAGGCAUCAGAGAACUCACACAGGUGAAAAGCCAUAUGAAUGUACUGCAUGUGAAAAAGCUUUCAUUACCAAAUCAGAUCUUAAUAAGCAUCAGAAUACUCACACUGGUGCAAAGCCUUAUGAAUGUACUCUAUGUAGUAAAGCUUUCAUCCGCAAGUCACAUCUCACUGUGCAUCAGAGAACUCACACAGGUGAAAAGCCAUAUCAAUGUACUCUAUGUGGUAAAGCUUUCAUCUUCAAGUCACAUCUCACUGUGCAUCAGAGAACUCACACAGGUGAAAAACCGUAUGAAUGUACCACAUGUGGGAAAGCUUUAAUCUGCAAGUCACAGCUCACUAGGCAUCAGAGAACUCACACAGGUGAAAAGCCAUAUGAAUGUACUGCAUGUGAAAAAGCUUUCAUUACCAAAUCAGAUCUUAAUAAGCAUCAGAAAACUCACACUGGUGCAAAGCCUUAUGAAUGUACUCUAUGUAGUAAAGCUUUCAUCUGCAAGUCACAGCUCACUGUGCAUCAGAGAACUCACACAGGUGAAAAGCCAUAUGAAUGUAAUGAAUGUGGUAAAGCUUUCAUCAUCAAGUCACACCUCACUGUGCAUCAGAGAAUUCACACAGGUGAAAAGCCAUAUGAAUGUACUCUAUGUGGAAAAGCUUUUACCUGCACGUCAAAGCUCAGUAGGCAUCAGAGAAUUCAUACAGGUGAAAAGCCUUAUGAAUGCAGUGCAUGUGGGAAACCUUACAUUACCAAGUCAGAGCUCACUGUGCAUCAGAGAACUCACACCGGUGAAAAGCCAUAUGAAUGUAGUCUAUGUGGAAAAGCUUGUACCUGCACAUCAAACCUCAAUACGCAUCGGAGAAUUCAUACAGGUGAAAAGCCUUAUGAAUGCAGUGCAUGUGGGAAAGGGUUUGUGUGCAAGUCAAAACUCAUUGUGCAUCAGAGAACUCACACAGGUGAAAAACCAUAUGAAUGUACCAAAUGUAGGAAAGCUUUCAGCACUAAGUUACAUCUCACUAUGCAUCAUAGAACUCACACAGGUGAAAAGCCGCAUGAUUGUAUUGAAUGUGGGAAGACAUUUAUUAGCAAGGCUAAUCUUAAUAAACAUCAGAGAACUCACACAGGUGAAAAGCCAUAUGAAUGCAUUGCAUGUGGGAAAUCUUUCAUCUUCAAAUCGCAGCUCACAGUGCAUCAGAGAAGUCACACAAAUGAAAAGCCAUAUGAAUGCACUGCAUGUGGGAAAGCUUUUAUGUCCAAAUCAUGGCUCAAUGUACAUCAGAGAAUUCACACAGGUGAAAAACCAUAUGAAUGCAUUGCAUGUGGGAAAGCUUUCAUCUUCAAAUCACAGCUCAAAGUGCAUCAGAGAACUCACACACAUGAAAAGCCAUAUGAAUGCACUGCAUGUGGGAAAGCUUAUUUCUCUAAAUCACGACUCACUAUACAUCAGAGAACUCACACAGGUGAAAAACCAUAUGAAUGCACUGAGUGUCGGAAAGCUUUUUUCAGCAUGUCAGGGCUCACUAUGCAUCAGAGAACUCACAGAGGUGAAAAACCAUAUGAAUGCACUGAGUGUGGGAAAGCUUUCAUGACCAAGUCACGGCUCACUGUGCAUCAGAGAACUCAUACGGGUGAAAAGCCUUAUGAAUGUGCUGCAUGUGGGAAAGCAUUUGUCUCCAAGUCACCGCUUAUUAUGCAUCAGAGAAGUCAUACGGGUGAUAAGCCUUAUGAAUGUGCUCCAUGUGGGAAAGCGUUUGUCUCCAAAUCACAGCUCACUAGGCAUCAGAGAACUCACACAGGAGAAAAGCCAUAUGCAUGCAUUGCAUGUGGGAAAUCCUUCACUUCCAAGGCACCUCUCAUUAUACAUCAGAGAUCUCACACAGGUGAAAAGCCAUAUGAAUGUACUCUAUGUGGUAAAUCUUUCAUCUCCAAGUCAAAGCUCACUAGGCAUCAGAGAAUUCACACAGGAGAAAAGCGAUAUGAAUGUACUCUAUGUGGUAAAGCUUUCAUCUCCAAGUCACAGCUCACUGUACAUCAGGUAAAUCACACAGGUGAAAAACCAUAUGAAUGUACUCUGUGUGGUAAAGCUUUUGUCUUCAAGUCAUACCUUUAUGUGCAUCAGAGAAUUCAUACCGGUAUAAAGCCAUAUGAAUGUACUGCAUGUGGGAAGGCUUUCUUUACCAACUCAGAUUUUAAUAAGCAUAAGAGAACUCACACAGGUGAAAAGCCAUAUGAAUGUGCUGAAUGUGGGAAAGCUUUCAUCACCAAGUCAAAUCUAAAUAAGCAUCAGAGAACUCACACAGGUGAAAAGCCAUAUGAAUGUACUGAAUGUGGGAAAGCUUUCAUGACCAAGUCACAUCUAGAUAGGCAUCAGAGAACUCAUAGGUCAUAGCCAUGUGAAUGUGCAGCAUGUGAGACAUCCUAUAUGCUCAAGUCACUUGUCCCUAUACAUCAGAGUACUAACACAGGUGAAAAGCCAUAUGAAUGUAAUAAAUGUGGGAAAGUUUUAUACUGUUAUACCAGAUCUUAAUAAACAUGAGAAGGCACAGGUGAAAAGUGCACGAAUAUGAAUGUGGGAAAGCUUUUAUUUCUCAGUCACAACUCAGUAUAAUUAGAGAAGUGACACUUAGGAGAAACCAUAUUAAUAUUGGAAAGCGUUCAUCUCCAAGUCAUAGCUUACUGUUCAUCAGAAAACUCAGAUAGGUGUGAAUUCAUAAGAAUAUAUUGGAUGUGGGAAGUCAUGUCUCAAUAAGGAUCAAAGAAUUCAAUCAGAUCAAAAACAUGUUGAAAAUUUAGGUAGAAAUGUUUUCUUUGCUAUGCCCAUCAUUAUCACAGACUUUAAGC
This is a messenger RNA of Jaculus jaculus (lesser Egyptian jerboa), 5169 nucleotides long. Its product is annotated as zinc finger protein 585A-like. The transcript is spliced from 8 exons. The coding region runs from base 353 to 4717 and encodes 1454 amino acids. Gene Ontology annotation, biological process: regulation of DNA-templated transcription. Gene Ontology annotation, molecular function: DNA-binding transcription factor activity, RNA polymerase II-specific; RNA polymerase II cis-regulatory region sequence-specific DNA binding. The record is from RefSeq and is a predicted model, not a curated record. NCBI's taxonomy places the organism in Eukaryota, Metazoa, Chordata, Mammalia, Rodentia, Dipodidae.